Molecule: messenger RNA, 621 nt
Organism: Rhincodon typus (whale shark)
Lineage: Eukaryota; Metazoa; Chordata; Chondrichthyes; Orectolobiformes; Rhincodontidae
Product: calcium and integrin-binding protein 1-like
Exons: 6
Coding region: 1-621 (206 amino acids)
Molecular function (GO): calcium ion binding
Source: RefSeq, a predicted model, not a curated record
AUGAUAGUGGUCUCCUUGAAGGAGGUGGGAACCUCACACUGGAGUGAGGAGAGACUAAAGAUGUCUGCAAAUAGUCCUGUCAGCUGGUCCAUUCAGGAUCUUAGUGCACGGCUGGCGAUUCCAUCUGGAGCUUGUGAGAGAUUUAAAGAGCUAGUUCCAGAACAUAUUAAAGAUUUUACUCGACGCACUGUAAGAUCUCCUAUACAACAAAUGAUACAAAUCAAUGAGUUAAAGGCAAAUCCAUUUAAGACACGGAUCUGUCGAAUAUUCUCAACGUCCAAAUUGAAUAAUGGCAGCAUUUCCUUUGAAGAUUUCCUUGAUAUGUUUUCUGCUUUUAGUGAAGCAGCUCCAGCCAGUGUGAAAGCUGAAUAUGCAUUCAGAAUCUUGGAUUUCAAUGACAAUGGUGCAAUAGAUCGCUCAGAUUUGAUCAAAUUCUUGGCUUUAAUCACUGGAAAUGAGGUUCACAACAUUCUUACUGACACGGAGAUGAGGAUCAUUAUUGACAUGAUCAUGGCGGAUAUUGAUAUGGAUGGUGAUGACCGUAUAAGCCUUUCAGAAUUUCUUCAUAUUGCAUCAAAAAUGCCUGACUUUGCGAGCUACUUCACCAUGACAGUCUAUUAA